Molecule: messenger RNA, 6584 nt
Organism: Salmo salar (Atlantic salmon)
Lineage: Eukaryota; Metazoa; Chordata; Actinopteri; Salmoniformes; Salmonidae
Product: inactive tyrosine-protein kinase PRAG1
Biological process (GO): protein phosphorylation
Molecular function (GO): protein kinase activity; ATP binding
Source: RefSeq, a predicted model, not a curated record
UAUUCAUUUAACUAGGAAGCUCCGCCCCUGGCUGAAGGGCUUCAUGCUCACCAGUCGCCCGUUCCUCCACCAGUUCAUCUCGCUGUGCGUUUCAAGAGCCGCAGAUCAAAGCUGCCUGCUGGGACUCCACACAUUUCCCAAGCUACCUAUCGGUGCGUUGGACGUGGGAUAAAUACAUAAACAUUUACCAAUUUGUUUUUGGGACCUACAUUGUUUUGAGUUUUUUGGGGGAGGGAGAAGGGGUUGCCAGGCAAGUCAAGAACGAGAGAAGUCCUCAGGGUUUCAUGUGACACCAGGCUUCUGUGUACAACUAGGAACCAUGUCGGAUCAUCCCAUCUCCCACCUACAGUGACAUCAACUAUACGUUUUGGACAAACAUGUCGGCCUGCGGUGAGUUUUCAGAACACGUGUGGAAACCCGGCUCGUGUAAGAACUGCUUCCAUCCGCUUAGCGCCCACCGUGCCAGCGGGGGCAGCAUAGUGCCCUGUGGUGCCCUGAGGACCAGUCUGGGGGGAGAGGAGGAGGAGGGAGUGACCGUGCCCUACUCCAAACCCACCAUCGCCGUUCGCCCCACCAUGAUGCUCCCUGACUCCAGCGAGAUGCUGGCAGACCUCAACAUGAACAUAGAACAGGACAAUCUGAAGAGCCCAGUGGACCGACUGGGCCUUAAGAAGAUGUUGGGCCUGUCCCCUAUCUACAUAGACAGUAAAGGUUGUGACAAGGCCCUGAGAGAGGCCGUACUACAGAGUACUACAGGCCCUGAGAAGACAGACUACCCCUGCAGCCGUUUCUCCCCCGGUCCCAUCAGCCCCCGGUCUUCUCUGUCUCCCUCAGCCCUCCAGAAGGACUCUAGUACGAUCAUCAGCAGUGUCUUAGUGACCCAGGAGGACGGACACAGCCGAGGGCCUCACAGUCUGGAGAAAGGGAAUAGCAACAGUGACUCAUCCUACAGGCAACAGAUCACCAAGACCACCAAAACCACCAAGAGUACUUGCAACGGACAUGGCGUCCGCAUGGUGACCACCACUAGAGGGUCUUCCACAGUCCAGGCCAUCCAGGAAGUGAAAGCACCUCUGGGUAUUGCUAUCAACAUCAUUGCCACGGUAACAACAACAGCUGGUAACGGCAUCGGUAACGGUCUUAUCAACACCACAACCGCCCCUAGUAAUGGGGGCCUUACGUCUGGGAACACCAACAAGUCCAGUACAUCUCCCAUCCCAUCCUUAACCACCCUGGGCUCAGGGGCAUCUCCAGGGCCUCUAGGGCACAACCUCCAGUCCUGUGGAGGAGGCCGAACCGGCUCCUUCCUCUCCGAGCCUAGUACUCUGUCUCUGUCAGACUCUUGCUCCUAUCGCAGCAGCACAGACUCUCUCACAGGGCCGGAUGGCUUCGGACUGGCUGGGCCAGAUAGUCCCAUUCCUCAGAGCCUCUCAGCCUUGUCAGCCAGCUCUCCCUCAGACGGACAGACGCUGUCGUCAGAACCCAUCUAUGCUGAGAGCACCAAGAGGAAGAGGAGGCCUCAGAGCGCUGGAGGAGGGAACGGGAAGGUCCAGGCCCAAAAACAGCACUCCGAGCUGGAGGUGGAGCUCACAGAAGAGGGUCAGAACCAGAGGGCCAAGAUAACCAUCCGGGCUGCUCAUACUGAGGAGAACAACCGGACAUUCUAUCUGAGCAGCCCGGACUCGGCUGUCAGCACCCAGUGGCCUGACUUCAGCCCCACGGCCCUCAGUAACCCCGGCAGCCCAGCUUUCAAGUGGCCCUCCAGCUCCUCUGUAACAGAGACAUCAUCCCCAGGUUUCCCUGCUUCCCUCCAGCCCAAACCACAGAACAGCCCCCCUAUACCGCCCAAGAGGAACAACCGAUCGCCCAAACCGCUCCCGGGGACCUCCAUCUCCCCGUUGCCUGAGCUCAGCAUACAGACUCUGGUUUUAUCACCGUCUUCCAGGGACGUCCAGGUGCAGGUGAAGCCCCAGAUGGAGCCCCACAGCUCAGCCUCGUCUGAGGUCCGGAGGCACAAGCUCCACACCACUCCCUGGAACUGGGAGGGCCGGAUCGAGGAGGAGGAGGAGACAGAAGAGGGCCAUGCUCAGGAGAGUGCCUCUCAGAGCAGGGUGACGGGGCUCAUCAAUAGGGCGGCUGUCUGGAGAGACGCCAGUGACUGGAGACCCACGGGGGUGACACAGGGCAGCGAGGGCCAGCAGGGCAGCACCCAGACCCUGCCAGGCACCGCGGCCAACAAUAGUGCCAGUCAGAAGCAGGCAGGCUGCAGCAGCGGCAGCACGGAGGAGGGCAAACAUAGCGGGAGCAUGUUGGCCAAGUCGACUCUGUCGUCUCUCUCCAGAACGGAGCAGCUCUCAGCAGAGGGGAAGAGUUCAAGCCAUGACCCCACUCCACCACCCCCUCCCCCUAAGAAACACCACAGGGUGUCUGGUAAGAUGAGCCAGAGCAGUGUGGAGCUGGACCACUGCAGCCAGCAGGGCUCUGUUGAGAGCCUGACCCACAGUCUCCGUGGCCUGGGGAGCAGCAGCCUGCCUACAGCCUCCACCGACAGCUUGCCUGGAGACUCCAACAGAGCUGUCUCUGAUUCUGGUUCCCAUGAUGCCCCUCGUCUGUCGUGCACCUCGCCAUUUCCCAGAAGCCCGAUGGCCUCCUCCCCAGGGUCUCCUCACGCUGACCCGUUCUCUAGCAACACCCAGUCCAACCAGCUGCAGCCACCGCCCCUACCCGAAAAGAAAAUGGUGAAUCGCGCCGUAUCUGCCCCUGACAACAUGGCCGGGAAACCCUUAGUCCGGGCCUACCCCUGCUUCCCCUUCACCGGUGGCUCUGAGAGCAACGUAUUCCGUCCUGACGUCCCAUCCCUGUCCAGUCUUCCAUCCUCCCCCGUGGACCCUCGGGCCAUUUAUUCCUCCUCUGAGUCCUUAGAGCACUGUCACACCCCUCUGGGACACCCCCUGCGCUCCCGGACCCUGGACGAACCCCUGAAAGUUCGGGGCCGACUAGGGGGUCACAGCCGAGGCAGCAUCACCUCCUCCUCCUCCCCCCAGCUCAGCGCCCCCCACCUCUCGGCCUCCGGACCCACCCAGGGCUCCGGCCUGCAGCUGCAGGCCCUGCUCAGUAACAUAGACAGUAGAGAGGGGAUCUACUCCAAGCUGGGAGGCCUGUACGCUGAGUCGCUGCGCCGCCUGGCUCUGAAGUGUGAGGACCACUUCACCCGCAGCCAGAAGAACCCGCUGAGGUUUGAUGAGAGCAACUGGUCCCUGUUCAAAUUGACCUGUAACAAGGCCAGCUGUAAUGCAGGAGACGGUGUCUACUACUCUGCUGCCUGCGCCUCAGACCCAUCCAACUCCUAUGCAGUCAAGAUCUGUAAGAGCCAGACCUCAGAAGCCAAGCAGGGUCACCUCUACAGCCUGUCCGUCCAGCAGACCGUCCCUCCCCACUUCAACCUCCAGCAGGACUGUGGCCACUUCAUAGCCUGCGUGCCCCAGAGCAUGCUCCCCGCUGAUGAGGCCUCGCUGCCCCCCAGUCCCAACCCCACACAGGGGGACAAGGAGCGGGUGGUGGUUAUCACCCGGGAGGUGCCACAGCAGACUACGGCAGACUUUGUCAAGGAGUGGGCGUCCGUUCACCAGGCCCAGCCGGAGGUGUACGAGCGGUGGGUCUGCUUCCUUCUGCUGCAGCUGUGCAAUGGUCUGGACCAUCUAAAGGAGCAUGGGGUGACACAUCGAGACCUUUGUCUGGAGAACCUCCUCCUGGUCCCUCACCGCCGCCCCACGCAGGCCAACCCCAACGCCCCACACGACCAGAAGCACCUCCCCCGUCUGGUCAUCUCCAACUUCGCCAAGGCCAAGCAGCGGAACACUGAGGACUCUGCUCACAAUGACCCCCGCCUCAAACGUAACCACGCCCGCCUGGCCCCGGAGAUCGUCUCGGCCACCCAGUACCGGAAAUUCGACGAGUUCCAAACCGGUAUUCUAAUCUAUGAGCUCCUCCACCAGCCGAACCCGUUUGAGGUCAGCCCGAAACUGAAAGAACAGGACUACAGCUGUGAGGACCUGCCCCCCAUCCCUCCAGUCUCUCUCUACUCCGCUGGACUCCAGAGACUAACCCGGCUACUCCUCCAGCCGGACCCCAUUAAACGCAUCCACAUUCAGGAGGCCAAGCGGGUGCUGCAGAGCCUGCUGUGGGGCCCCCGGAAAGACCUGAUGGAGCAACAGCAGUGGGGGGACAGGCUGGGCCCCGGGGAAGGGCCCCGCCACGAGGGCCUCCUCAACUGGUUGGACGUGAAGAGAGCUCUGCUGAUGAUGAAGUUCGCAGAGAGGUCUCUGGAGCCAGAGAGGAACGCAGAGUUAGAGGACUGGCUGUGUUGUCAGUACUUCAGCUCUGCUCAUCCUCUGUCCCUGUGUCAUACUGCUGAACUGCUCUACUCACUCAAGUGACUGACACACUGACCGGACAGACUGUCAAUCCCAAAUCAACCCCUAAAGCCUACCCCCCAGGUACUCCUGGAGAUCUGAAAGGAUAGGAUAGGUUUGGGAUUGGGGGUGACUGUUAGUGUGUAGAGAGCAUGAACUGCCAUGGGUUUCCCCUGUAUCUGUCUCGGAGGAUACAGUGAUACAAUGUGAACCUGUCAGUCUGCUCUCCACCCAAAUGCAUGAAAGAAACAAGGUAUCAAUCACUUUCCUGUCCAUUCAGCUUCUACUUCUACUGUUUGUCUACAGACUGCUGUUGUUUUACUUUACUGUAUGGACUAAGACACAAACCCGCUGGUAAGGAACCGUCCCAAAAGCACAAGCAGGCCAGCGAUUGGCAGAACAGAACAGGAUAGUCCUCUUGCCAGAAUCAGAGCACUCUCUGUUCCACCCCAGACACAGCAGCUGUGAGAGCUAAGCAUGGAAUGGAGGAUUGAAGUAACACAGGAAGACUUAAAUGUACUUACCUAUUUAGUAUUGAUGAACAACAGUCAGUAUACACACCUGCCAAGACAUUUCAAGUGUUCAUGUUUUGUGUUGUCCUUAUCAAUAGGACUACUUGCCCUUUCAAACAAGAGCUCUCGUCCUCAUUUAUCCAUGUCCAGCAACUCUUGACAAAUGUUUGAUUGUGCCUGUGCAGCUAGCUAAUUUUGAUUUGCUUUCACACAUUGGUUUUAUGUUACACACAGGCAUUGACACUGGCGUGUAUUGAAUUGUGCAUACACAUUCAUACCAGUGUGUUGAAAUGGAGUAAACUGGUUCCUGAAGGAUACCUUGUCUACAGCUCAGUAAAGAGUGGUUGGUGUUGUAUCUCUCCUUGUUAAUCCACGAGGAGGACAUGUAUUGGUUAGAAAGGUGGCCAUCUUGAAACCAAAGCUGUUUUGAUUGGCCUAGAUGGGAUGGUAACCAUGGAAAUGGUCUGACAUGAACCAAUCUAAAACGUGUACUGCCUAAUGCCACAAAAUACAGUAUGUAUAUCAUUAGUUAAGCGAUACUAAGACAGCCAGUACCACCACUGCUAUGGUCCCACCUACCCCAAUACUUACCUUUUUAAAGAGAUACUCUGGUACUUUUGUAUACUUUUAGCCACUAGUUCAGAAAGUAGCACUCACGAGCCAAAAGUGGUCCCUGAAAAUGGCUUACUAUGUCACAUAUGUGCAGAUACAGUAUUUGCACCACGUCAUUGCUCUCUCUCUGCUGUGUCCACUGAGCCAUUGGGCCUGCCCUGCAACCUCAUUGGAUAAUGCUGGGUAGGCCUCUUGCUAGCUGUCACUUAAAUACAAGAGUGCUGAAACUCAUUGGCUAUAACUCAAAUUGCUAUGUGGGGAAAAUGGCCCGGAACAGUUUCAAGAAAAGUCACUUUCAAACUAGGGAUUUCGUGGCUAAUUGAGUUAAAACAGUAAUUCUGUAUUAAGAACGCAUUGACACAUCCAGCCCAAACCGGGAGGUUUAAAACGUACUUUCUUAGUUGCCAAAGUACCGGAGCAUGUCUUUAAUGUCAUCUAUAAUUGUUGUUUUUGAUUUUAUAAAUUGUUACAGUGCCUUUUACUUCUCCAUAUACAUAUUAUGGUGACUGAGAACCUAAUUGUAAAUCUUAACCCCUAUGCUCCCUCUGCAAUUUGUGAAACUGGAAUUUCACAGAAUGGUCUGGAGACGGACAGAAUUUGUACAUAGAGGUUGUAGAUCAAAUGGCGAGCCCCACCUCAAGCAGGUCUUAAUAAUUGCAAUGGAUAAGAUCCAUAGUGAAAAGUAUCUAUGAUAUCCAAUCGUUUUAACCCGUAGUAGUCACUGGAGGAAGGCCUUUCUGUUUUUCACUGCAUCCUAAAUGGCGCCCUAUUCCGUUCGUAGUGCACUACUCCUGACCAGAGCCCUGUGUAGGGAAAAGGGUACCAUUUGGAACACAUCCACGCUUCAACUUCUUCUUGUUUCUCCAAGAAUAAAUCAUUGAUUAUGGCCUGGGGCUGCAGGCAAACAGUUCAAAUUCUGUUCUAUUCCACUGCUGUUAUCAUUAUGUGAAUAGAAAAGAUACUGGUCUCUGUGACAACUAACACAGUGAUUUAAUGUGAGCCUCACCUGCAUUCAUCAAUAAAUUGUAAAUAUGUUUUCACACAUGCA